Molecule: messenger RNA, 5511 nt
Organism: Dendronephthya gigantea
Lineage: Eukaryota; Metazoa; Cnidaria; Anthozoa; Malacalcyonacea; Nephtheidae
Exons: 21
Coding region: 694-5364 (1556 amino acids)
Cellular component (GO): membrane
Molecular function (GO): carbohydrate binding; protein binding
Source: RefSeq, a predicted model, not a curated record
UGCCAUGCAGGGCAGAAUUUAGUACUCAAUUUGGAUUAAGGUUAUUUUAUCUUAUUUUGUGUUUCUCUCGUGUUAAUAACCACUACAAUUAACUGCUACAUCAAGAUUUUGCUGAACUCCUAUUAGUUUUUAUAUACAACUUUUGUUGAGAAUGAGUGACAUUGAUCUGGUAGAAACUGGCAGUGGGUCAGAUGAUGAUAAAGAUGUGCCCACAUUGCCGGCUGAUACGUUGGCCAUUUUAGAAGACUUUUAUAGAGAACAAAAUAAGAAACAUCAAAACGAAGAGCAAGGUGAUAUAGGAGAAGACUGGCAACUCAGUCAAUUCUGGUAUGAUGAUCAUACAGCCACAACUUUAGCAGAAGAGGUCCUGAAAGCUAGUAACAAUGGAAGAAUCUGCUGUUUGUGCGCGCCGACUCUUUACAAAAAACUUCGUCAACUUAGGCCAGACAGCUGUGAAAUAUUCCUCUUCGAAUUUGACAAACGUUUCGCUGUUUUUGGACAAGACUUCGUGUAUUAUGACUAUAAUGAUCCUUUGGGCAUCCCUUUUCGUAUUUCCAAGAAUUCGUUCGAUUUUGUCUUCGCCGAUCCGCCAUUUUUAACCGAAGAAUGUUUUACUAAAGUUGCGAAAACGGUGGAAUAUUUAAUGAAAGAAAAACUUAUGUUUUGCACAGGUCGGUAGUGGAGCAAGCAUUAAUGAUUUGCUUUUUUUCUUGGGUUUUUCACUUGACAAAGGACAAAAUGUCUUGGGUACUUCAUCGAUGGUUCGUUUUAUUUGGAAUUUCAUUUCUGGUUCUGAAAGAUUGUCGCUGUUUUUUUAUCAGACAUACUACUUCUGGAAAGUGUAUCGCAGCUGGAAACCCAGUUUGGAACGAUAGUCAUGCAACUCGAUAUUGGGCUGAGCUGUUUAUUAAUUGCUUAAACGUUACUGCACAAUUCCGAUAUUUUUGGGAUACAGAAGUGGUGCAUAACAUUGCGAGGAAUGGGACGGUUAUGUUUCUCAGCGGUGGGAAUUACCAACAUCGCAUGCUCGUUUAUGACUCCGCAGAGAUUACAGGUUUUGAAAGCGAUCCCAGACAUCGUAUGAAACAAAAAUCGGCUGGUUCACUUUAUUUUUACGAUAACAACGUAAACUCGUGCGCUCAGCCUGAUGCCAAUGACAGAUACAUUAUGCAGAAGAAGAAUGGUUGCAACGAUACAGAAGAACAACAAAAGUUCACUUUCGGUUCAGUGACACAGUUCGGCGACAAAAUGAAAGAUGUUCAUUGUUCUCCAAUACAACGUAUGGUGAUCCACAAAGCUCAUUAUGGUGAUUUUAACAAUGGCGGAACAUUCAAUUUCAGUGCAACUAUUGAUAAGAAUUGUAGUCGACUGGCAAGUUGUCGAGUGAAAUCUCUUUGUGGUGGAAACAGAUCUUGUGAACUGACUAUUGACAAUAAUUUACUGUCAUCACAAUAUUGUCCUGAUACAACAAAAGAACUUUACAUCGAGUACACUUGUGUGGAUAACUAUAUCAACCCCAUAACAACAGUUCCCAAUAUAAGAUUAUCAAAGUCACCUAACGAAGGGUUCAUUGAAAUAAAGAAUGGUUCAAUAUGGAGAAAAGUUAAAGAUGAAAUAUGGGACAAAACUCGUGAAAAAUCGCUUUGUCAGCGCUUGGGAUUUAAUGGGGCAGUGGGGAACGUUGUUAAAACUAAAGGAAUCGAAAAAGAUCAGGAAAUUGCUAGUGGUGACCUUUGUUAUGAUGCAUCACUGAACAAUGCAUGCUGUGUCCAUCUUUAUCCUUCUACGACAACGUCGACCGUUGAUGCGCCAUAUGUGACAUGUAAGAUAUGUAAGAAUGCGUUAUUACAAAACCAAACUAAAUUUCCAGACACAGUAUUUUCUGGAGGUGGUUCCACUAACAAGACCAUGUACAAAGAAGCGAGGUUUUCUAGCGAUGGUUGGUGUCCAACAGAGUCUGGAGACAAAUAUCUUCAGAUCGACCUUCAAAACGAAUAUCACAUAACGCAAGUUCUGGUUAUGGGUGAUAAAAAUCAGACAAAAUGGAGUAGGUCAUAUUCUCUGAAAUAUAGUUAUAAUGAGAGUUUGGUGGAGGAUAACAGUUCAGUAUGGAUAAAAGGAAACCUGAACGGCUACCAACUAUUAACUACAGCCGUUGAUAUGUACAAUGUAAGAUAUGUUAAGAUUCAAUCAACUGAAAACACAGCCUUUUGUUUUAGGAUUGAAAUAUGUGGAGAAGGUCAGAUGCCAGCUCCGGUACGAAAGAUUGUCGCUAAGCCAUCGUUUCAUUCGGUGCAUCUUUCCUGGACCACACCAGCGCCCAACGUUUCUUCUCAUAUUACGCAUUUCAUCAUUUAUUUAAACGGCACACAAGUGGAUAGAAUAUCUCGCUCGCGUCAUGCAAAUAAGUACACUCUUCGAGGUCUGAAACCUAAUACUUAUUAUCAAGUUGCCAUAAAAACACUGGAUGGAUACUCGAGAGAGUCCAAAACAGUUCACAGAAGCGUUAAAACUAAAAGAGCCGGUUUUUUUCUCAGGCAUACUCAAUCAGGAAAAUGUAUUGCAGCCGAAACACGUACACUUUGCGAUGAUGGAAACGGGACCUGGUAUUGGGUCGAAAUGGUCACCAACUGCUUGAGUGAUACUGCGCUGUUCCGUUAUAACGAUAACAAACUGUUGCAUAAUAUUGAGACGGAAGGGAACGUCGUGUCUGAUUAUGGUCAUAACAGUGAUCGUUUGUUUAUAUAUCACGGCAAAAAUCAGGUUUGGAGAGAUUGGGCGAACAGAACUAGAUAUUGUAUAAAGCAAACAACUGGAAGAUCUUUAUUACUGUACGAAGUGAAUGACUGUGUCCAGCCUGGCGUGCACUAUGUUGACGUGAAAAAUACCUCAUGCGACGACACAUUAGAACAAAAGUUUACAUUUGGUUCAGUGACACAGUACGGCGACAAAAUGAAAGAUGUUCAUUGUUCUCCAAUACAACGUAUGGUGAUCCACAAAGCUCAUUAUGGUGAUUUUAACAAUGGCGGAACAUUCAAUUUCAGUGCAACUAUUGAUAAGAAUUGUAGUCGACUGGCAAGUUGUCUGGUGAAAUCUCUUUGUGGUGGAAACAGAUCUUGUGAACUGACCAUUGACAAUAAUUUACUGUCAUCACAAUAUUGUCCAGAUACUACAAAAGAACUUUACAUCGAGUACACUUGUGUGGAUAACUAUACCAACCCUAUUAAAGCAGCUCCUAAUAUAAGAUUAUCAAAGUCACCGAGCGAAGGUUUCGUUGAAAUAAAAGAUGGCUCAAUAUGGAGAAAAGUUAAAGAAGAAAUAUGGGACAAAUCCCGUGAAACUUCGCUGUGUCUGCAUUUGGGAUUUAAUGGGGCAGUAGGGAACGUUGCUAACAACAAAGGAAUUGAGAAAGAUCAGGAAAUUGCUAGCGGUGAUCUUUGUUAUGAUACUUCUGAGAACGAUAGAUGCUGUGUCCAUCUUUAUCCUUCUACGACAAAGUCAACCAUUGAUGCUCCCUAUGUAACAUGUAAGUUAUGGGCGGAUGGAUUGUUACAAAACAAAACUAAAUUUCCAGACACGAUAUUUUCUGGAAGUGGUUCAACUGAUAAGACCAUGUACAAAGAAGCGAGGUUUUCUAGCGAUGGUUGGUGUCCAACAGAGUCUGGAGACAAAUAUCUUCAGAUCGACCUUCAAAACGAAUAUCACAUAACACGAGUUGUGGUUAUAGGUGAUAAAAAUCAAACAAAGUGGAGCGGGUCAUACUCACUUAAAUACAGUCAUAAUGAAAGUAUGUUGGAUGGUAGUACUAAAAUACAGAUAAAAGGAAACCUUAAAAGCUAUCAACCAUCGACUACGGAAGUUGAUAUUUACAACGUGGGAUAUGUUAGGGUAGAAUCCGUUGGAAAGACUGACUUUUGUCUGAGAUUAGAGCUCUGUGGAGAAGUUCAAUCCUUGGCACCUGUGCAAAAUGUUGUUGCAAAACCAUCUAAUUUCUCUGUUUAUCUGUCGUGGACAAUACCACCACCUGCGGCAUCCACUUACAUCACACAUUUUAUCAUUUAUCUGAACGGCACAGAGCUCAAUAGAAUAUCGCGUGCAGAUUACGGAAAUCAAUACGUUCUUCGAGGCCUCAAACCCUACACAAAUUAUGUUGUUGGCAUAAAGACACAGGAUGGUUAUUCAAUGACUACUCAGCCAAUAAUUUAUCAAAAUUUCAAGACCAAGGAAGCUGUUCCAAGUGGACCUCCACGCAGUGUUGUGAUUGAAUCUCGCAGCAUCAAUUCGCUCGAAAUUUCUUGGAAAGCUCCUGAUAAAGUUGUUUGUAACGGUGAGCUGACGGGAUAUCAGAUUUGCUAUUCCACCAACGAGAAUGAUAAAAGUCCGACCUGCUCAAAUGUGGAAUUUUUUUCUGACUUAUCAUACGCUAUUUUGAAUCUUCUGCCCUCAACGAAGUAUUUCGUGGCAGUUUCAGCUUGCACAAAAGUUGGUUUUGGAAUCAAGAGCUUAGAAAUCAGUGAAAUAACAAAUGGAGAGUCUAUUAACCCAGUUGUAAUAUCUCACUCGAGUCUCAGAUUAACGAUACCUAAGACAGCGGGGUAUAUAAGAGAGGUAAUGAUUAUUGUGCAAAGAACCACAAAUCGUCCAGCACCAAGAGAAGACGACGAUACCAACAAACUCAAACUUUGCCAGGAAAACAAUCAAGAUCGCUACGUUGCUGCGUAUUUGAGAGCAGAACUUCUACCUUUAUCGUUCGUGAUUGGCGAUGACAAGGAAUAUAACUCUGAAAACGUGACAUACGUUAACCACUACCUUCAGGGUAACACAAGUUACAGGGUGUUCGUGAGAUUUUUUGAAAGUGAGAAAUCUUACUACUCUACAGAAUGGAGCAACAGUGUAAGGACAAUGGUUACACCAGCCGUUUUUUUGAACCAUACUGUUUUUGCCCAAUCCAGCAAGAAAGAGGCUCCUAUGGCUAUGGAUCUUCUUAUACCGGUUGUUAUUUUGGCUGUAUGUUUCGUGCUUUCACUGGGUGUAAACUUCUACCAACAUCGUCUUCUUCGAAAAAAAAAUAGAGUGAGCAAUAGGUAUCAAACCUCAAGACAUACGAAUAUAAACGAUGUUAUUGACGAAAUUGAGCACAACGAGGCAGCUGCACUGGAGACAGGCGAAGGACCGGAAUCAUCAUUGACUUACACGUCUUUGAAAAAGACAGAGAACCUGGAAACGUUUAUCAGGCACUGCAACCUCCUUGCACCAUUGAUGAUCGAAGGCGUUUUCAUUCAGUGGAAUUUCAAAAUCCUGUCUUCAAUUCAGAUUUUAGUUGAGAUUGAUUCAUUUUAUAUGGAAUUUCUUGAGAUAUCGUAGCCAUUUUUAUUGAUAUAGUCGUUCAUGUACAUAUAUAGUACGUGGAAAUUUCCACAACCAAGUUUUUUUUUGACACAAGGCCUUCACUCCAGAGCCGAAGGCUCGAUAGUUCUUUGUCCUUUAUUUUUUGUAAUUCCGAUCCCUGAA